GCGUUUCACCACGGAUAUGCGGCCACUCCCUAUGACUUUUUCAAUGUGAACGAUUUUAAAGAUCUCUUGAAAAAAGCGAAAGUCAAUAUCGUCUCUGUGCCGGGAAGAAUGAAGUCACAAAACAAGUUGCCUAAUCUCAAAGAGUGUUCCUCUCGAGACCCCAGAUUCAAAGAUCAACGGUCUCAGUUUCUUUUCGACCUUAAAAAAGACAAAAAAACGGUCAUAGAGAAGGUUCGUUUGUUUCUUUCAAAGCCCUAA
This is a messenger RNA of Haemonchus placei, 258 nucleotides long. NCBI's taxonomy places the organism in Eukaryota, Metazoa, Nematoda, Chromadorea, Rhabditida, Trichostrongylidae. The record is from the annotation of a GenBank genome assembly.